GAGUUCCGCUACUGUGGAUGCUCCGAAGCCGUGAGUGAGGAAGUUCUGGGCCGGGUCUUCCGGGGGCGGAGACUAGCCUGCCAGAGCAGGAAGGAGGGAGAGGGAUGGUAGGGUACCAGCUGCAGGUCAGACCCUGAGUGCCCAGAAUCCCCAAGUCACCCCGACUGUCCUUGGGGUCAUUAUGCAGCCGAGACUCUGGACGACCUCCAGGUGAGGCGGCGGCGACGCCGCGGAGGCGGCACCGGGUGCCUGCGGGUUGGCCGGCAAGGAUGCAGCCUGCACCUGCUAGCAUCCAGAGCGGCCACCGCUGCAGCAGCCGCAAGCACAGAGCCACCCGAGGACGCGGCGCCAGCGGCUGGUAAAUCUUUCCCUAUAGGGAGCCAGCGGAGAAGACAACCGAAAAAGAGGACUUGCCAGAUUCUUGGUUUUGUUCUUUGACUCGGCUGUUUAUGAAAAUGCCUUGUGUAUGUAAUCUGAAUAACUGGAGAAGAUGGAUCAGACCCCUGCUCAUAUUUCUUUACGGAUCAGCCCUCUUUGUAUUGAUACCAAUCUGUAUUUGGGAAUUCCAACGAAUGGAGGUUGGAAUACACACAAAGGCUUGGUUUAUUGCUGGCCUGUUUGUACUGCUAACCAUACCUGUGUCUAUGUGGGGGAUCCUCCAACAUCUGGUACAUUACACCCAACCAGAACUUCAAAAGCCUAUAGUAAGGAUCCUUUGGAUGGUCCCAAUAUACAGUUUGGAUAGUUGGCUGGCUUUGAAAUACCCCAAAAUUGCAAUUUACGUGGACACCUGUAGGGAGUGUUACGAAGCAUAUGUCAUCUAUAACUUUAUGAUAUUCCUUACCAACUAUCUGACAAUCCGAUUCCCAAGCUUGAUGCUACACCUAGAAGGUAAAGAUCAGCAAAACCAUCUUCCUCCAUUAUGCUGCUGUCCACCAUGGGCGAUGGGAGAAAUGCUGCUCUUCAGGUGCAAGCUGGGAGUGCUGCAGUACACCGUGGUCCGGCUCAUCACCACCAGCACGGCCUUAGUAUGUGAAAUCUCUGGGGUAUACGAUGAGGGGAACUUCAGUUUUGCCAAUGCCUGGACUUACCUGGUUAUAUUAAACAAUUUGUCGCAACUGUUUGCCAUGUACUGCUUGCUGCUGUUUUAUAAAGUCCUCAGGGAGGAGCUUAGCCCUAUACAACCUGUUGGCAAAUUUCUUUGUGUGAAGUUAGUGGUCUUCGUCUCCUUCUGGCAAGCAGUAAUUAUCGCUUUGUUGGUUAAAGUGGGCGUUAUUUCUGAAAGACGUACCUGGGAAUGGCAAAGUGCAGAAGCUGUGGCCACAGGCCUGCAGGAUUUCAUAAUCUGCAUCGAAAUGUUCUUUGCUGCAAUUGCCCAUCACUAUAGUUUCUCCUAUAAACCCUAUGUGCACGCCUCGGAGGAAGUCUCCUGCUUCUACUCCUUCCUCGCUAUGUGGGAUGUGUCCGAUAUCAAAGAUGAUAUUUCUGAGCAAGUAAGGCGUGUCGGGAGGACAAUGCGAGGAUAUUCAAAAAAGAAGCGUUUUCCUGGCGAUCCGGAUCACAAUGAGCAUUCCAGCUUGUUACCUCCAUCUCAAGAUAAGAAGGCUUCUCGUUCUUCCAGGUCAUCCUCACCUGUGGGCCUAUACCAAGGUUUGGGGCACACUAUUAGAUCACAGAGCCCAAUUUCUGUGCCCACCCUAUCUGAAGAUAUUUUGAAUGACAUCUCGGAGGAACAGCAAAAGCUUCUUGAUACAGGACAAGAUAUCGUGAUUGACAUCCCAGACGAGCAGGAGAUUCCUGCUGAAAACCAGUAUCAAGAACAACUCCAAACAGCUGUUUCAUGGACUUUACGUUAUUCAGCACAAUCACCUGAAGAUACCACCAUUGAUAUCCCAGAUUGGGAAGAUGAUGAAACUUCGGAUUCCUCUUCCGAUGUCACCUUUUAGAGUUGUCACAUCCGCCAUGGAUUAUAAUAUGUCAACAGUGCGGAAUGUUGUAAGAUCUCAUACAUGAUCAUGGGUCCCAGGAUGUAAACAGUGCGGAAUGUUGUAAGAUCUCAAAAAUUCGUAAAAAAUAUAUAUACAUGAAACACUAAUACGCAUAUUAACCUACUUAUAUUUGUAUAAGUUUUAUAUAUCACAAAUAAUGUUUAAAUUUCCUAGGCUUUGGCUUUCUUAAACUGUUAGAAUAUCAUUUAUUCAAACAGUAGGUAACAACUUUAGCAAAAUGCUCUUGAAUUUCUUAGACGAACAUUUAAAAAAAAAAAUCAAUGCUUCAUACCACUGCAUGAACGUAAUGCUCUAGACUAAAAUUGCAAAUUAAUUGAAUUUAAUCUAAUUCUAAUCAUGUGCCAUUUAACUUUACAAAUUAUACUGUUAAAAGAAAAAACAAAAAAAAAAAAAAAACAAUUAUACUGUAUUUAAACU
This is a messenger RNA of Arvicanthis niloticus (Nile rat), 2426 nucleotides long. The record is from RefSeq and is a predicted model, not a curated record. Lineage: Eukaryota; Metazoa; Chordata; Mammalia; Rodentia; Muridae.